Symbiodinium sp. CCMP2456 is the source of this 915-nucleotide messenger RNA. NCBI's taxonomy places the organism in Eukaryota, Dinophyceae, Suessiales, Symbiodiniaceae. The record is from the annotation of a GenBank genome assembly.
AUGGCGGAAAUCGCAGUGAUUGGGUCCUGCAUGGUGGACCUCAUCGCUUACACCGAGAGCAUCCCCAAGGCCGGCGAGACGCUGGUGGCCAAGGACUUUGCCAUGGGCUGCGGCGGCAAAGGCGCCAACCAGGCGGUGGCCGCGUCUCGGCUCGGGGCUCCGGUGCUGAUGAUGGCCCGCGUCGGCGACGACGCCUUCGCUGACAACACGCUGGCGAACUUCGAGAAGAACGGCGUAAGCACCGAAUUCGUGGCCAAGGUGCCCGGCGUGUCCAGCGGCGUUGCGCCGAUUUGGGUCGAUGCGGACUCGCAGAAUCGCAUCCUGAUCAUUCCUGGGGCGAACAUGCACCUGAGGCCGGCGGACAUUGCCGCGGCCGGCGAGCGUCUGUCGAAGUGCGCAAUGAUCAUCCUCCAGCUCGAGAUAUCCCUGGACACAGUCUAUGCUGCGAUCGAUUUCGGUAAUGAGCAUGGCAUCCCCGUGCUCCUCAAUCCGGCGCCGGCAAGCAAGGACCUGGACAUCGACCAUGCAUGCCGCUGCGACUUCUUCGUGCCCAAUGAAACCGAACUCGAAAUCCUCACCGGCAUGCCUGUCGGCAACGACGACGAAAUUGCAGCAGCCGCAUCCUCGCUGCUGGCCCGUGGCCUGAAGAACCUGAUCGUAACCCUAGGCGACAAGGGCGCCCUGUGGAUGCACGGCGACGAGCGCCAGCACAUCGCCGCGCCCAGCGUGGCGGCGGUUGACACCACCGGUGCAGGCGAUGCCUUCAUCGGCUGUUUCGCGGCGCAGAUGGGCAAGGGCGUGAGCAUUGAGGCCGCCAUCGGCGAGGCCAUCCAGUACGCGUCCCACAGCGUGACCGGGAAGGGUACGCAGACUUCCUAUGCCACGGCCGAGGAGUUUGCUGCCUUCAAGGGCUGA